AUGUCACCUCGACAGCUCAUACCGACAUUAAUUCCGGAAUGGGCACCAUUAUCCCAGAAAUCGUACAUGAGAGAGGAUGAUUCGGAUAGCCCCCCGAUAACGCCCACAAGCCAGACAUCUUCAUUCGGUUCUUCGCUUUCUCAACAGAAACUCACCUAUAGUACAAUUAUAGGGGAAAACAUGGACACAAUCCUAGAUGAAAUUCGACCAUUUGUAAAAAAAAUAACUGCUAGUGAUCAAAAUAAAAAAACUAUAAACCAAUAUACCCUGGGAGCCUCUGCAGGAAGUGGACAGUUUGGCUAUGUACGAAAGGCGUAUAGUUCUACUUCAGGUGAGGUGGUCGCUGUCAAGAUUAUUCCGAAGAAGCCUUGGAAUGCCCAGCAAUAUUCAGUAAAUCAAGUGAUGAGGCAGAUCCAGCUUUGGAAGAGUAAAGGAAAAAUAACGGCAAAUAUGAGUGGUAAUGAGGCGAUGAGACUCAUGAAUAUUGAAAAAUGUAGGUGGGAAAUCUAUGUGGCUUCAAGACUUCGAGAUAAUGCUCAUAUUGUGCAACUAAUCGAAUGCUUGGAUUCUCCUUUCAGCGAAUCGAUUUGGAUAGUCACCAAGUGGUGUACUCUUGGAGAAUUGCAGUGGAGGCGUGAUCAUAGUGAAGAUGUUUUGCCGCAAUGGAAAAAAAUCAUAACUUCAAAUUGUAGUGUUUCUGAAUUUGCCAAAAAAAUCCUGGAGGAUAUGACAAAAGGAUUGCAAUACUUGUUUUCUCAAGGCUGUAUUCAUCGUGAUAUCAAACCAUCCAAUAUUUUAUUAGAUGAAAAUGAACAAGUUGCGAAACUUUCUGACUUUGGAAGUUGUAUUUUCACUCCACAAUCAUUACCUUUCAACGAUGCUAAUUUCGAAGAUUGUUUCCGAAGAGAGUUAAACAAAAUUGUUGGUACCCCGGCAUUCAUUGCGCCAGAGCUAUGUCAUUUGGGCAAUUCCAAGAGAGAUUUUGUGACGGAUGGCUAUAAGUUGGAUAUUUGGUCACUGGGAGUGACGCUAUAUUGCUUAUUGUACAACGAGCUACCGUUUUCUGGAGAAAAUGAAUUUGAAACUUAUCACAAAAUUAUGGAAGUAUCAUUGAGUUCCAAAAUAAAUGGUAACAUUUUAAAUGACUUGGUCAUCAAACGGCUAUUGGAGAAAGACGUUACCUCACGUAUAGGUAUUCAGGAUUUAAUAAAAGUUUUAUCGUUGGACCAGCCCGAAUACUCUAGGAAUCGUAAUCAGAUUCCAUCCUCCAAUGUGAAACCGGUACGAAACGAAGGUCCUGUAAGAAGAUUUUUUGAUAGAUUACUGACUAAAAAAGGCAAGAAAAAGGUCUCAGAAAAAGUGAAAGACAAGACACUCGUAUCUACAAAUAGUAAAGCAACACCUUCGAUAUAUAUUGACGAGGAACCAGAUAAAGAACGUUUUUCCACUACAGUACUUAGAUCUUCUCCUGACUCGAGUGAUUAUUGUUCGUCGUUAGGGGAGGAAGCGGUCCAGGUUACAGACUUUUUAGAUACCUUCUGUAGGUCAAAUGAAAGCUUGCCUAAUUUGACUGUGAAAAAUGAGAAGCAAAAUGCUGAGAUGAAAACUGAGAGAAGCGAGUCAUCUUCUCAUUCGUCAUUGAAAAUCCCAACGCCUAUCAAAGCCAUGAUAAGACUAAAGAGUUCCCCUAAAGAAAACCGGAACAAAGGCAGUACCAAUUCCUCGCAGGACAAACUGAGCUCCCCAUUAACGGAUAGGACUGGCGGAAAGAGUGCAGUCAAUAAUGCUGGGUCCAGAAGGCUCGCUCAUUCAGGUAAUAUCCUCAACUUCAAAGCAUACAUAAAUUCCGCUGAUAGUGGUACUCGAGAGACAGUAGAAGAUGUAAGAACGUACCUAAACUUUGCAGAUAAUGGCCAAAUAUAG
This is a messenger RNA of Saccharomyces paradoxus, 1923 nucleotides long. RefSeq names its product serine/threonine protein kinase ELM1 (gene ELM1). Gene Ontology annotation, molecular function: protein kinase activity; ATP binding. The record is from RefSeq and is a predicted model, not a curated record. NCBI's taxonomy places the organism in Eukaryota, Fungi, Ascomycota, Saccharomycetes, Saccharomycetales, Saccharomycetaceae. The transcript has a single exon. The coding region runs from base 1 to 1923 and encodes 640 amino acids. Gene Ontology annotation, biological process: protein phosphorylation.